AGGGCCUAGGCCAGGAGGUAAUUUGGCCGGCCGCCUGCUGCCAUCCCAACUAGCGCGGGUCCUUGGCAAUGGGUAUCUUUGGUUAGCAGAAUUUAAGAGGCGGUCAGUUGCGUCCAAGUCUAAUGAUUGUCCUGCCCUUUCCUUCAUAUUGUUCUCCAUCGUCUUUUGUUCCCAUCAUCGAGUCAACUGACUCUGGGAUCUCGCCAGCCCAGAUAGAGGGCGCCCCAUUCGGUAGCGACGGCAAUGGAACAGCUUCCUCCUUGGAGAUGAUGAUUGCGAUUAUCGGCUCAAACAAGGAAAACUGCCCCCCCACCGCGUUUAGCCUCGCACUGUGUAGGGAUUAUCUUAUCAGGGUAAAAAUGGCGGGACAAGGGACCAGUUUGUGCCCGUGCCUUGCAGGACGUCAUAGGCCCUCUAUGGCCCUCUCUCCCGGUACCAAGGUACUAUACAUUCUUGCCUGGAUUUUUCGGCUCAAAAUCCGGUAUCAAGUAGAUCAUAAAACCUUCGACAAACGACUGGAUGAUGCCGUCGUUACUUGCCUCGUAAGCCCUCGGCCCCGACCCGCCGCCGUCCGUCCUCAGAGCAGUAUUCAGCUGCACAAGCUUCAAUCCUGGCUCCGGCUUCGACACCACAAUCUGCCUCCAGGCCUCGUACUCGUCGUCCACGACGUUAAGCGGCUCGUAGAGCUCCCGGCAGGACUCGACGUCAGCGAUGCACCGCCACACAUGGGUGCGGCAUAGCAUCCGGCCGAGCGAGGACUUCCCGUGGCAGGUGAUCUUGGAGCGGUCUUGGCGGCCGGGUCGUGUUCGACUAUCAUGACGCCACCACCGUCAAUCAGUAGGUGUUUGAGGAUGGCGAAACUUACCUGGUUCUGAA
Molecule: messenger RNA, 876 nt
Organism: Phialemonium atrogriseum
Lineage: Eukaryota; Fungi; Ascomycota; Sordariomycetes; Cephalothecales; Cephalothecaceae
Exons: 1
Coding region: 123-740 (205 amino acids)
Source: RefSeq, a predicted model, not a curated record